Messenger RNA from Toxotes jaculatrix (banded archerfish), 3658 nucleotides. RefSeq names its product ectonucleotide pyrophosphatase/phosphodiesterase 5 (gene enpp5). Lineage: Eukaryota; Metazoa; Chordata; Actinopteri; Toxotidae. Bases 293 to 1753 code for a protein of 486 amino acids. The record is from RefSeq and is a predicted model, not a curated record. The transcript is spliced from 4 exons.
CCACAUUACGUCAUUGGGACUUGUGCACUUGUCGAUCGCAGUGGAUUAGGGGGGGUAUGCAGCUCUUCAUGAGGCGAAGCAUGCACUUGCAGGACCGCACCGGACAGCCGUUCGUCUUCCCGUGGUCUGGUCUGGUUUAAUAUCUUAGUAGGUGAAAACACAGGAGGGUAACAGGCCGGACUUCGUUCGGGCAUUAUAGACGCGCCCGGCUUGUUUAUCUCUGGUGCGCAGCGCGACGAGGAGCCAGCGCAGGAGGAUCAGAUAACAAGGUUGUGCCAUCACACACAGCACAAUGCUGGGCUGCUUGCUGCGAGGAGGCUGCUGUCCUCUGGUCUGCCUGUGGGUCCUGCUGCUGCCUCUGGUCUCCCUUCAUCGCUUGAACCAGCACGGGCGCAGGGGCCACGCCGUGAGGGACCGGCCCAAGCUGCUGCUCGUGUCCUUCGACGGCUUCCGCUGGGACUACGUUGACCGGGUCCCCACGCCUAACUUCCACAGCCUCAUGGACGAGGGGGUGACAGUGGAGCAGGUGGAGAAUGCUUACAUCACCAAAACCUUCCCCAACCACUACAGCUUGGUGACGGGUCUGUACGCCGAGACGCACGGCAUCGUGGCCAAUGAGAUGUACGACCCUGUUCUGAACCGUUCCUUCUCCAUGGAGACAGACAGUAUUUAUGAUUCACGGUGGUGGGAGGAGGCAGUGCCUCUCUGGGUAACCAUCCAGAAAUCUGGAGGGCGGAGUGGGGCGGCAAUGUGGCCUGGGUCCGAUGUGAAGAUCCACGGCAUGUUGCCCACUCAGUUCCUCCCGUACAAUGCCUCAGUCUCCUUUGAAUCCAGAGUGGAGCGGAUUAUUGAGUGGUUCUCUGCACCUAAAGAGGAAGCGGUGGAUUUUGGAGUUCUGUACUGGGAGGAGCCUGAUGAGAGCGGGCACAGACUGGGACCUCAGAGUUCCCUCAUGGAUGUGGUCAUCGCUGGGAUCGAUGAGAAUCUCGGCUUCCUGAUUAACGAGCUGAAGAAGGCUGGGCUGUAUGAGAAAGUGAACCUGAUAGUGACCAGUGACCACGGGAUGACACAGCUUUUCUCUGAUAAUAUCAUAGAGCUGGAUCAGUAUGUUAGCAGAGACCUGUACACCUGGGUGGAUAAGAGUCCAGUGGUGGGAAUACUGCCCAAAGAAGGGAAGCUGGAAGAGGUGUACAGUAAGCUGGUGGAUGCAAACCCAAACAUGGUGGUGUACAAGAAAGAAGAAAUUCCCAACCACUUCCAUUAUCAGCACAACACCAGGAUCAUGCCCAUCAUCAUAGAGGCCAAGGAGGGCUGGACCGUCAUGCAGAACAGGACUGGGCCCUUCAUGUUGGGAAACCACGGCUAUGACAACACCUUACGUAGCAUGCAGCCUGUGUUCGUGGCGCGUGGCCCAGCCUUUCGACAGAACUAUGUGAAGACCUCCAUGCGCUCUGUCGAUCUUUACCCUCUCAUGUGCCACAUCCUGUCCAUCCGCCCUCUGCCCAACAACGGCUCCCUCCAGAACGUUCAGGACCUGUUGUCCCCAGAGGCAGCUCCGCCCGCACCCAGCAUCCCUCCUAGGGUCAACAAGUACUCCUACGCCCCAGUCGUGGGCUCUUUCCUCAGCGUGGUGAUGGUGCUUGGCUUUCUGGUGUUCUACAUCAGACAAGUGACGCUCAAACAGCUGCCCUCACUAAAACACAGAAGCAGGGAGAUGUCGCAGCCUCUGCUGCAAGAGGACUUGCACCUGUAGCUGAAGACCCAGAAAGGAUGGCAGACAUAAAAGAAGAGGAGGUAUUGCUCCCCAAGGUAGUCUGUUCUGUCUAGAAGCAUCCCCCGAACGCCUCCCUUACGCCAGUAGUUGCCAUUGUGCUGCUCUUUUAUUUGCUGGAGAUCAAGAGAAUCUAAUCUAACCUCGUAAUCACGUAUAGAGGUACAUCUUGUUUGCUCAAGUGUGAGGGAAAUGUUCGGGGUUUGCUUCUGGUGCAGGCUUAAUCAAGAUAAUAAACCUUUACAUGGGCUUUAUAGUGGCUUUGCUUUGAUUGUGAAUUCUACCUAAAAUCAUCUCAUCAUUUUCAUUGUCACUUACAAAUAUAAAAAAAAAAAAUCAAAGUUAAGAGUGGGAUUUUAACCUGUGAUUGUGGCAAGUAUGAGCCUUUGGUGGCUAAAACUGUGACUUGAAUAAUAUUAAGGUGUCAGUAUGCUCAAAAUGACUUCGUUUCUCUGAAAGCAUUUAUAUCUGUUAGGUACAGCCACACUCCAAGGCAGGGUGAAAAGCUUGCCAUCAUAGAAAGGAUUGGAAGCAAUAAUCAUUCAUUUAAAAUCCUUGAUGGCAUUCAUAGUGUUGCACUCGUGUGUGUAGGAGAACAAGGAAAUGUGUGAAGAUAAAUAUAAAAUGAAAUAGCUUGAGAGAGAAGUUGAAGUCCUGCCUGCCUUUUGCAAUCUUGCCGGUCAUUGUGUGGUUAUUAGAUUGUUGGUUUUGGAAAGUUACAGAUAUUGUCGGAUACAGCACCCCCCCCCCCCUUCCCCACCACCAAUUCCGAUGUUGGUAAGGUUCAGAGGGAGGCAGCUUCAGAUGCUGUUCAAUGAUCCAAAAACAACUUCUUUUGAAGCAUCUUGACACCUUUAUUUUCUGACAGUAGCGGUGAUGCAGCAGGCAGUAGAUUUGGUUUAUUCGACAUUUUCAAAUCUAUGCAAAGCACAUUUGUGUGUUGCAGAGGAGAGUUGAGGCCUUGUCAGAGUUUUUCCCACCAAUCGCUCUACUUGAGGUCUGAGCACUGAAGUAGAAGUUACUUCACAAUACAAAUUCUGUGAUUAAGCUGAAGUAUUCAAAACUCUGUUACUUUGAGGAGAUUGACUGAGCUUGGUGUUAACUUUUGAAUGUGACUUGGAAGCAAAUGUCCCACUUAAGACUCACUCCAUGUGCCAGGCUACUGCUCAUAAGUGUAGGUCAUUCCAUGAGCCGACCACAUCACAGUAUUGCUUUUUAGUAGUCAGUUACCAUUUGCCUUUUAACUUAACAGAGAACAUCUCUCUAAGGUGUGCAAUCGUUUGUGUGUAAGUUGGUCAACUUUUUUUUGUAGCGUUUGUUGUCGGGAAGGCAUUUCUUCUGUACAGAUGACUGUGUACUUGCCCCCUCUUCACAUGUUGACCGUCAUGACCAUGGCCAUUUGUUGGUGAAAUGUGAAGUGCAAUUGCUGUUGGUCAGUAUUUCGUCGUAGGGACUUUAAGGGUUUUGUUGUUGCUUGGUUGAGAAGACUUAUUUCGGCAUGACUUGCAAGAACUGUUCCCCUGAUUUGCACUACAGGAGAGAAACGAAACAGAAUGAAGGGGCAGUAGUUGGAUGCUUUUUUAGGUCAUGUAUAAUUUGCACUUCUUGUUCGUAGUUGCUGUUUGAAAUAAUAAAAAGGUUAGGUGCCUCUUGCCAAAAAGCUUUUUAAUUGGCAUAAUCAUAGGAAGUCGAGUAGAAUCCAAAUCUGCCAGUAAAUUAUUCAGAAUAUUUUUUCAAAAUCUCUUUAAGAAAGACUUGGUUCAGUUUUCUUCUUAUGCUUUUAGAUGCACUGACUAAUACCUGUGCCCAAAAAAAAAAAAGACAGACAUCACUGUGAGUAUUUACUUUUUACAAAAUUUAAAUUCAUAAAUUGAAAGAAUUUAUAUG